Molecule: messenger RNA, 765 nt
Organism: Cydia fagiglandana
Lineage: Eukaryota; Metazoa; Arthropoda; Insecta; Lepidoptera; Tortricidae
Gene: CPR72
Product: cuticle protein 7-like
Exons: 2
Coding region: 186-737 (183 amino acids)
Cellular component (GO): extracellular matrix
Source: RefSeq, a predicted model, not a curated record
UAAAAGCAUAAAAGCUCUAUGUGUUAUAUUCACGAUCGCGACAGACACGGCUGACAAUCCGGAACGUUCGAGUGAAUGCACUGCAAUGCUAUAAAUACGAGCUGCCACUUGACUGCGAUUUACUUCCAACUGCCUCCAAGCCCAUUGUCGACGGAACCGCGGAUAACACACUGAAGACACCUGCUAUGUACGCGUACGGGCCGUUGCUGUGCCUUUUCCCCAUGGCCGUGGUCAGUAUCGUGGUAAAAGACUCGCCACAACCAAACGAAUACAAAUAUUCAUAUGAAAUUGAAGACCCAACUACCGGCGACACCAAGAGCCAGCACGAGGUGCGGCGCGGAGACGUGGUCAGCGGCUCCUACUCCGUCGUCGACCCGGACGGGACCCGGCGAACUGUCAAGUACACUGCGGAUCCGAAACACGGCUUCACAGCUGUCAUUCACAGGGAGGCAGCCGCCACACCGCCUCCACCGCAGUCGUACGCUUAUCAGGACAUCGAGCCUCAAUAUCGCGUCCCACCGCCGUACGACAACGACGAUCUCGUUGUGAAAUCCCCGCCGCCUAUUGGACCGGUUCUUUAUACCAAACUGUACAACAAAUUGUCGUACCCUAAAACAAAUUACGAAGACAAACCGGCCUUCUAUUUCACUCCUGCGAAUGAAAUCAAAUCUGACCGUGAGAGUUUCGCACAAGGACAGUACUUUCAGCCGGCUACCGGUUUUAAAUACUAUAAUUAGAUUAAUUAGUAUACCUACCGAUGUACCU